Messenger RNA from Colletotrichum lupini, 729 nucleotides. RefSeq lists its product as uncharacterized. The coding region runs from base 1 to 729 and encodes 242 amino acids. NCBI's taxonomy places the organism in Eukaryota, Fungi, Ascomycota, Sordariomycetes, Glomerellales, Glomerellaceae. The transcript has 5 exons. The record is from RefSeq and is a predicted model, not a curated record.
AUGCCGAGCCGGGGCUUCCUCUCGCUGGCAAAGUACCUUGCAGCCUGUCUACGUCUCGAUCCCCGCCACACACCACACUACCUGCCCACCUUGAGGUCGCAUGAGGUAGCUCUUGCCCGUACGUACGUCCCUGUCCUUAACGCAUUGAAGCUGCGUAAUUGUUUACCAUCCUCUUUUUCAGACACUUUUCACGUCGUCGUCUUUUCCUGGAGUCUACAGUCUUCUUAUCUGUUUACACAUGCAUUUAGAUACCCCAAGCUCUGCUUGCGUUCUCCUCCACGUCGCUGUUUCUGCCACUCUCCCCCGCAUGCAUACCGCACCGCACGAUUUAGGCGUGGCCUCCGUUUGAGGCCGGCACGACAAACACUCUCGGCCACAAAGCCAAACCAACCGGCCUCGACAAAAGAAGCCCCUUCGCUGUUCUGCCCCGCGUCUAACAAAACCUACCCUGCCGUUCGCGAUCGAGCGAUCCUCCGCCGAACAUACAUCGAGUUGCGCAUCUCCAAUACGGACAUAGAUAUUCUCGCCGACGGCUGCGAUACGAAACUCUACAUAUUCGUAGACGACCACCAACCUGUGACUCGAGGUCCCGAACGGGAAGCUGAUGACGAUUCGGGAGUCGUAUGCGAGGCAUUAAUCGACCAGUCUACCCACACUGAAGCGUCCAGUCAAAAGUUUAGCGCGAGCUUCGAUUCAUCAUUGAGCAUACCAUAUCGAAAGAGGCAGUAA